Messenger RNA from Penicillium malachiteum, 1341 nucleotides. RefSeq names its product TFIIH/NER complex subunit SSL1. Gene Ontology annotation, molecular function: zinc ion binding. The transcript is spliced from 3 exons. The record is from RefSeq and is a predicted model, not a curated record. Gene Ontology annotation, cellular component: transcription factor TFIIH holo complex; transcription factor TFIIH core complex. The coding region runs from base 1 to 1341 and encodes 446 amino acids. Gene Ontology annotation, biological process: nucleotide-excision repair; regulation of transcription by RNA polymerase II; DNA-templated transcription. Lineage: Eukaryota; Fungi; Ascomycota; Eurotiomycetes; Eurotiales; Aspergillaceae.
AUGGCUGAUUCGGAUGAGGAAUACGUCGGAGAAGUCACAGAAGAUGAGGAUGAUCUCCAGGUAACUCGGAGGAAUCAGCCCGGCACCAGGAAGAGAAAACAACGUGGAGCUGCGGAAUGGGAACUUUCCAGGACCUGGGAGACCUUGGUCGAAGGUGCUGAUGGUACCAUCAGUUCAGCGGUAGAAGGACUACUGGAAGCUAGCAAGCGAAAAAGGCUUCUGAAAGAUACCACUCCUCUCCAACGAGGCAUCAUCCGUCAUCUGAUCCUCAUUAUUGAUCUUUCACAACCCAUGUCCGAGAAAGAUCUGCGCCCGAGCCGAUACCUCUUGACCAUUCGAUAUGCGCAGGAAUUUGUACGGGAAUUCUUUGAACAGAAUCCCAUCUCUCAGUUAGGCAUCCUGGGCCUACGAGAUGGGUUGUCUAUUCAGGUCAGCGAGAUGAGUGGAAACCCUACGGAUCAUAUGACAGCGAUCCAGUCGCUUAAGCUGGAUGAUCCGAAAGGACUUCCAAGUCUUCAAAAUGGUCUGGAUAUGGCCCGAGGUGCUUUAUCUCACACACCCAGUCAUGGUACGAAAGAGGUCCUAGUUAUCUUUGGAUCCCUUCUAUCAUCCGAUCCAGGUGAUAUCUACCAGACUAUUAAUACAUUAGUCGAGGACAAAGUACGAGUCCGCAUUGUUGGUCUCGCCGCACAAGUUGCAAUUUGUCGAGAGCUAUGCUCAAAAACGAAUGGAGGAGAUGAGACUGCGUAUGGUGUGGUACUGAAUGAGCAGCAUUUCCGGGAAUUGAUGAUGGACGUGACCACACCUCCAGCCGCAUAUUCUCAAAAACAAGCAGUCAGUUCCAUGUUAAUGAUGGGUUUCCCAUCCAGGACUAUGGAUUCGAAAUCCUCUAUCUGUAAAUGUCACUCAAAGCCGGCUCGAGGCGGAUAUUCCUGCUCUCGUUGUGGUCACAGAGUGUGCAGUCUGCCGUCAGAGUGCCCAGCAUGUGGGCUUACUUUGAUUCUAUCAACACAUCUGGCCCGUUCAUACCACCACUUAUUCCCUCUGAUGAAUUGGGUUGAGGUGCCAUGGCAGCGAGCAAAGAAAUCUACUGCAUGUUUUGCUUGUGGUCUUGCUUUCCCCGCGGUGCCCGAGAAUCACUCGCAGAGCUCUGAACCCCAUACCAGGGGGAUGAGUGUGAGCAGUCGCUAUGAAUGCACAUCAUGUCAUAAUCAUUUUUGCAUUGAUUGCGACCUCUUUGCGCAUGAGGUAGUACAUAACUGCCCAGGAUGCCAAAGUCGAAAUAAUCAGGCCUUGGGUACAAACACCGUACAACCUGAUGGCAUGGACAUGACUGCCUAA